Microcebus murinus (gray mouse lemur) is the source of this 4890-nucleotide messenger RNA. The record is from RefSeq and is a predicted model, not a curated record. Lineage: Eukaryota; Metazoa; Chordata; Mammalia; Primates; Cheirogaleidae.
GGGCAAGAGUGAGACUCUGUCUCAAAAAAAAAAAGAAGAAGAAGAAGAAGCUGAUGGGCAGCACUGGACACCUGUGGACACUUCCUGCUUGCAGCCCCCAGCUCUCUCUUGGGGCACCGUCUCUCCCAAGGGCAAGGAACCACCCCAUGAGGAGUGAUGGUGGUAAUGAAGGGGUGGUUCCUUGCUUCUCACAGAAAAGCAUGUUCAGGCCUGUAACUCUCUGAGGUCUGGGGAAGCAGAGCCCUCAGAGCUGAAUUUCUGUGUGGCAUCGAACCCAUGGAACAGCAGAAAAAAAAAGAAAAAAGAUGAAUUUCAGUGUGGCAGCCACUGCCCACAUGGGGCUACUGAGCACCUGGAAUGUGUCUGAUCUGAACUGAGAUGUUUUUUCUACAUGCAUCAAACAUGGGAUGAGUUUCAAAGACACAGUAUCAAUAAUACUUCAUUAAUAUUUUUUAUUGAUCAAAUAUAAAAAUAAUAUUUCAGAUAUGUUGGGUUAAAGUAACUAUUACAAUCUAUUUUGCUUGUUUCUUUUUCUUUUCUUUUAUGUGGCUACUAGAAAAUUUUAAAUGACACACGUUCCUCACAUUUUAUUUCUAUUGCACGUCGCUGUCUUGGAGGACAUCCUGCCUCCAUUUUCAGUUAGGCAAGCACGUCCUGAAAAGACCAGAGGCCAGGAAGUUUACAAAGUCUCAAACUUUAAAAUGAAUUGUUAUUGUUAUUUGCAUUUGUGAAUAAAAAAUGUAUUUACUGUACAUGUAUAUAUAAUUUAUGAAAAGUUACAAUUUAAAUUCAAGGUGCAACAAAAAAGUCCUCCGGGCAGAGCCAGGUCACAGAGCACGCGGGCAAACCCAGUCUACCAAGAGGUACAAACACCUGUUACUCUGGCCUCAUUCAGCUGCAGUCUGAUGGCGUCACUGCUGUCACUCUUGGCCAGAGGGGUGGGGCCUAGAGCAUUAUCCAAUCAGGGGCGCUGUAUUGAGAGCUGUCCAAUCAGAUGCGCAGACAGAAACAAGGAGGCGGCUUCCGGGACAUGGCGCGGCCUUUGUCUCUUCCGCCGGGCACGGAGCCGGCGUCCCCUCUCCGCCGUUGCUCCUCUCGGGGCCCAGGUCCUUCUGCCUGUGGGUGUGGUGGUAGCAGAUGAAGCGGUUGUGCUGAUGCCUUGAAAUGCACAUUCUCAAGAUGCAGCUGCGAUUUGUGCCGAUACCCUCAGCUGAGAAGGAACCUUAGAGAGGCAGAAGGAAGAGGAAGAAAUGGCUGGUUCUCAGGGAUUGUUGACAUUCAGGGACGUGGCCGUAGACUUCUCUGCGGAGGAGUGGGCAUGCCUGGAUCCUGCUCAGCAGAGUUUGCAUCGGGAUGUGAUGUUAGAGAACUACACAAACCUGGUCUCUGUGGGUCUUGCUGCUUCUGAGCGGGACCUGGUUUCCUGUCUGGAGCAAAGGCAAGAGCUGCGGAAUGUGAGGAAACAGGAGGCAGGAGUCACACACCCAGAUAUAUUUUCUCAUUUGACCCAAGUCCUGUUGCCAAAGAAGUACAUAGAAGUUCCAUUCCAAAAAGUGAUAUUGGGAACAUUUGCGAGGUGUGAUCUUGAAAAUUUGCAUAUAAAGAAAUAUUGGGAAAGUGUGAGUGAAUGUGAAGCUCAGAAUGGAUGUUAUGAUGGACAGAAAAAAUGUAGGACAACUAUCUAUAACAAAAAUAUCGUGGAUAGUGGAGGUCAAGAACACAAAACAUUUUGGAACAAAAGUCCAUUUAUAUCAGUUACUUUUGCUGAACCACAUGUUUCUGUAGGUAAAUAUCAAGAUCAAGUUUUGGGACAUAACAUUUAUCUGAAAGGACAUUUGGAAAAUCAAAAUAGGGACUUGGUCCACAUUCCAAAUGAUGAUUUGGAUCAAGUAAAGUAUAGAAUUGGAUUAAAUGUUCAGUCACAUAUUGCUGGAGAUCUGAGAUUUAAAAAUGAAGGGAAGAUUUCUAAACAUGAUCAAUUUGAUGAGUCCGUUGUUGAAAGUUUAUUAUUGUUCCACCAAAACAUAAUACCUUCACCUACCAAAAUCAAUAAUGUUGAUGAACAUGGAAAAGGCUUCACCCAGUCAUCAUUGCUUAAUCGAUAUGAGGAAAUAGAUAACUUGGGAAAAUGUCACACUUCUAAUAAAACUCUCCUGUCCUUUAGCCAGGACUCUACCCUAAAUGAUUACCGAGAUUUUUAUAUUGAUGACAGAAAUAAUCAAUGCCAUAAAUCUGAGCAAACCAAAGAAGUUUCUGGUUCUAGAAAACAUCAGAAAACUCAUUUUCCAGAGAACCAUUACAAAUGUAAAAAAUGCAAGAAAGUGUUUUUUCAAUACUCAAAGCUUAUUGUCCAUCAGUGUAUCCGUAUUCAAGAAAAGUGUUACAAAUAUAAUAAAGGUGUAGAAGCUGAUACCCAGCCUUCAAAACAUACUCAGCCUCUGGGAAGCUAUUUUGGAGGAAAUUCAUACAGAUUGAGUAAAUGUGAGAAAAUCUUUAGUCCGUCAUCAAAUCAAAGAGAACAUAACAUGAUCUAUACUGAAGAGAAACUCUACAAAUGUAAAGAAUGUGGCAAAACCUGUAACCAUAUUUCACAACUUAUUCAACAUCAGAAAAUUCAUACUGGACAAAAAUUGUACAAAUGUGAUAUUUGUAGCAAAUCCUUUACUCGUUCCUCAAGUCUUAUUAUGCACCAGAGAAUUCAUACGGGAGAAAAAUUGUAUAAAUGUGAUACGUGUAGCAAAUCUUUUACUCACUCCUCAACUCUUACUGUGCACCAGAGAAUUCAUACGGGAGAAAAAUUGUAUAAAUGUGAUACCUGUAGCAAAUCUUUUAGUCACUCCUCAAGUCUUAUUGUACACCAGAGAAUUCAUACUGGAGAAAAAUUUUACAAAUGUACUACAUGUAGCAAAUCAUUUACUUAUUCUUCAAGUCUCAUUGUGCAUCAGAGAAUUCAUACUGGGGAGAAACCCUACAAAUGUAGAGAAUGUGGCAAAGCAUUUUACUGUAGUUCACACCUUACUGAGCACCGGAGAAUUCAUACUGGAGAAAAAUUUUACAAAUGUAAAACAUGUAGUAAAUCCUUUACUCAUUCCUCACAUCUUAUUGUGCAUCAGAGUAUUCAUUCUGGAGAGAAACCCUACAAAUGUGACAAAUGUGGCCUGUCUUUUGUGUGUUCUUCAACCCUUAGGCGACAUCACAGAAUUCAUACUGGAGAGAAACCUUAUAAAUGUGAUGAAUGUGGUAAAGCCUUUAAUCAGUGCUCUCGGCUUACUAUACAUAAAAGGAUUCAUACGGGAGAGAAGCCCUACAAAUGUAAAGAAUGUGGUAAAGGUUUUAAAACUAGUUCAGAAGUUACUCAGCACCAGAGAAUUCAUACUGGAGAAAAACUUUACAAAUGUACAAUGUGUACCAAAUCCUUUACUCGUUCUUCAUAUCUUAUUUUGCAUCAGGCAGUGCAUACUGGAGAGAGACCCUACAAAUGUAAAGAAUGUGACAAAUCCUUUAACUAUUGUUCACUUCUUACUCAGCACCAGAGAAUGCAUACUGGAGAAAAGGUUUACAAAUGUAAUACAUGUAGCAAAUCUUUUAGUCAUUCUUCAAGUCUUAUUGUGCAUCAGAGAAUUCAUACUGGAGAGAAACCCUACAAAUGUAAGGAAUGUGCCAAAGCUUUUAACUCUAGUGCACAUCUUACUCGGCAUCAGAAAAUUCAUACUGGAGAAAAAUUUUACAAAUGUAAUGCAUGUAGCAAAUCUUUUACUUAUUCCUCAAGUCUUAUUGUACAUCAGAGAAUUCAUACUGGAGAGAAACCCUAUAAAUGUGAAGAAUGUGGCAAAGCCUUUAACCAGUACUCAAACCUCACUAAACAUAAGAGAAUGCAUACUGGAGAGAAACCUUACAAAUGUGAAGAAUGUGGCAAAACCUUUACCUGUAGAUCAUACCUUACUCAACAUGAGAGAAUUCAUAGUAGAAAAACUCUACAGGUCUGACAAAUAAGGAAAUAAUUUUAUCUAAAAUAUACUACUUAGAAACCACCAGAAAUAUCAUAGGGAACAAAACUUUCCAGAUGCAAUAAAUGGAAGGAAGCAUUUACUGAAAGGGGAACUCUAAUUGAAUUGGGAUUCGCAGAACGACUAAACCAUUAACACUUUGAAAUUGUAGACCCAAACAAAAUAUUUAUUACAGAGGCUAAUCCAAAUCUAAGACAAUUAUAUAAUUUAUUCAUGUACUUCACAGAUGCAAAAAAGUUGAUACUUGGAGAUGUAUAGUUAUUCCAUACUUUGGCAGUAUUGACAGUAUUUGAGUUUUUUCAAAAGCAGCGAUUAUUGCCUAAUUCAAAUGUCAAUUCAGUUGAUGCUAUGCCUUAAUUUCUAGUGUUCAUAUGAUAACACGUGGUCUUUUUUCCUGCAUCGGAACCAUUAGAUGCCAUUCUAUAUUAUGUGAAUAUCAUUAAUUAAUAUCAAUUUUUGUAUGGAUGUAUAAUUACAGAUCUAAAACUUGAAGAAAAUCUAAAGAACAAUACAGUUUGUGACUUAUAAGGCAUUCAUGCAUGCAAGCAUAUGGCACGUGUUCUCAACAUUAUUCUUCUGAAUUAACUAAGAGGACCAAUGUGAAUUUUCUAAAUAAAUGAUCUUUCCACUUGCUCCGUAAGUGGAGAAAACUUGCCAAUUAAUCAAAAUACCGAGAUAUCUUCAUUUUAGAAUGAAGUAUAAGUCUUGAGCAUUAUUUGGUGUGCUAGAAGACAUGGUAGAAGUGUUGCAUGUUAUUUAAUGUGAUAGAAAUAUAUGUCUGUAUAUUUCCAUAGAUGUCAGUGAAAAGUGAUGAUUUCUUCUGUCUGGAAUGUAGCAAAUGUAUUUCUAUCCAACAUUAACAUAGCCUCGCUCUUUUUUUUUU